Scheffersomyces amazonensis is the source of this 1479-nucleotide messenger RNA. RefSeq lists its product as uncharacterized. The record is from RefSeq and is a predicted model, not a curated record. The transcript has a single exon. Lineage: Eukaryota; Fungi; Ascomycota; Pichiomycetes; Serinales; Debaryomycetaceae. The coding region runs from base 1 to 1479 and encodes 492 amino acids.
AUGUUUCACUAUUUCAUUAUAGUUCUUUCGUUCUGUUCAUGGGCUCUGGCAGCUGGCCUACUCAAAGAGAACGCUAAACUAAUUGCAAGAGAACACCUUGAAGGUACUCUAAUGCUACUUGGAUAUUACACUUUCAAUGGUACAACUUACUUAGCACCAAACGAAAACUCCGAAGUCACAUUCAAUGUAGAUUCAAUUACCUCCAACCUUUACAGUAACGAUGGCAGAUUCUGUGAUGUCCUGGAUACUGAUUACUUCAUUUUUGUUAAUACGCCUACUGCAAGAAAAUUUGAAAUUUGGGAUUUUCCAUUAGGUAUUGAAGUUACUCACUUACCAUAUAAUUACUUUAUAUGUGAUAUACCUUCAAUAGGAGCAGCAGUACUUCUUACAGUUGCUACCGAAGUUCAAUGUUUAGGAGUUGCCUUGUACUUUGAUCAUGACGCUGUUAUUGCCGAUCCUACAACAUCUACUAGUUCUACUAGUUCUACUAGUUCUACUAGUUCUACUAGUUCUACUAGUUCUACUAGUUCUACUAGUUCUACUAGUUCUACCAGAUUUAGAUCUACUAGUCGAACAACUUCAGCCAGUCUCACAGUAUCUACUAGUCUUACGAGUCAUACAACAUCUACUAGUUCUACUAGUCGAAAAACUUCCGUAACCACCAACAAACCAGAGCCUUCCUUAGCUGCUCUUUUCGCACUAGAUGAAAAUAGUAGAAUAUCAUUAAGAACUCUUGAAGUUUUAGAAAGCGCAAAUGAUAGUGCUUCUGGCAUUCUGAAACGUGAAGACAGUAUAGCAGUUCCAGAAGUUACUUAUUUGGUGGUUGGAACUGAUGAUGAUUCUGCAUUUUACAUCCUAGAUGGCAAGCUUUACAAUAUAGAAGGUCUUGUGGCCGGUAAUGAACACUCGACAUUUAUUACCUUUGCAUCCGAGGGAGGAUUGACAGGAUUCGAUAUCUCUGAAGAUGGUGAUUUGUAUUAUAGAGGAGAUGAUAUAUUCUAUUAUUGCUAUUUGGAUGGAGGAAAUACUACUUUCAGAGCAAUUUCCCUUGAAGAUAUAGGAUCUUGUAAUGUAACUUCACUUAUAUUAAAAGAUAGUAACGAGGAAGAUUCUUCUACCGUUAUUACUACUGUUUUUCUCCUCACUGAAACUAGUACCAUUACCGAAUGUCCAGAUUCAGUGACCGAUUGUCCAGACUUCUCCACAAUCGUCCAUACUAUUACUACAACAUACUGUCCGGACACAGAACCUGGUCCAUAUACAAUCACUUUAUAUGCAGCAGUAGAAACCGGAGACGAAAGCGAAAGUGAAAUUCGUACAUUUAUAACUACAAUAUGUGAUACGGUAUGCGAGACAGCACUUUCUUCUUCUGUCCAACCAGGUUCCAUGGCAACAGAGAUCCCUAUUUUUAAUAGUGCUGGCACUUUAACUAGUUGGUUUGGGUUAUCUAUUGCGGCUUGUCUUAUAUUGUUACUUUGA